Molecule: messenger RNA, 1144 nt
Organism: Passer domesticus (house sparrow)
Lineage: Eukaryota; Metazoa; Chordata; Aves; Passeriformes; Passeridae
Gene: PSTK
Product: phosphoseryl-tRNA kinase
Exons: 6
Coding region: 50-1141 (363 amino acids)
Molecular function (GO): tRNA binding; kinase activity
Source: RefSeq, a predicted model, not a curated record
CGUUUGCACCGAGCCCGCCAGGGGGCGUCUCGGCGCGCGGUCCCCGCGCAUGCGCGCAGCGCCGGCGGAAGCGACGGGACCGGCAGCGCUGGCGGCGGAGCAGCAGCAGCAGCAGCGGGGGAGCGGCGGCGGCGCCCGGGUGGGGCUGUGCCUGCUGUGCGGGCUGCCCGCCGCCGGCAAGUCCACGCUGGGCCGCGCCCUGAGCCGCCGGCUGCCGCAGCGGCGCGGCUGGGCCUGCGCGCUGCUCGCCUACGACGAGCUCAUCCCGCCCGAGGCCUUCCGCCCGCGCGCGCCGGGGGCGGGCCCGCAGGAGCCGUCCCCAUUGCUGCCCGGCUGGAAGCGGAGCCGCCGCCAGCUGCUGCAGUGCCUGGAGGGGUUCCUGCGGGCGUUCCUCGCCGGGGCGGCGCUGCCCGGGCCCGCGCAGCCCGGCUGGCCGCGCUUCCUGCGCUGCCUCCGCCGGCAGCGGCUGCUGCCCGCCGCCGAGGGCGGCACCGGGGCCGCCUCCCCGCCGCUCGUCCUCCUGCUGGAUGACAACUUCUACUACCAGAGCAUGCGCUACGAGCUGUACCAGCUGGCCCGCAAAUAUUCCUUGGGCUUCUGCCAGUUGUUUUUAGAGUGUCCAGUGGAAUGCUGCCUGCAGAGGAAUCGCCUCAGGAGUGAUCCUGUGCCUGAGCACACCAUACAGUUAAUGGCAAGGAAAAUAGAAAUGCCAGAUCCCAGGAAGAACCCCUGGGAGCAGCACAGCCUCAUUCUGAGCAGCUCUGAUGGCAUCUCAGAGGAUGAUGAGCAGAUCAUGAACUUGCUGGCCACUGCUUUGACAAAUCCAGAGAGGCCAAACGAGGAGGACACGGAGCAGAAGGAGGCAGCUCGAGCCCUCUGUGCAGCCAGUGCUGUCCACCAGGCUGACCAGGCGUGCAGGAGGAUCAUCUCUGAGGCCAUGCAGGAUGCCAAAGGUAAAAACGUUCUCCCAAGUGAGAUGAAGAGCCUGGCAGAAGAACUCAACAAACUGAAAGGAGCAUUUUUGGAUGACUUGAGGCAAGGAAAGACUUUGAAAACCCAAUAUUCUGACCCUGCUACAAGUGUUAUUUCUUCAUUCCAACAUGAGGCAACCAAUGUGAUAAAUAAAUAUAUUUUAAAAUAAUAA